AUGUUAUUACAAAAUAAUCCACCAGCAACUACGUGUCCAACGAUGCAUCCAACAUUUUUACAACAAUCCACACUACCUUCGCAAUAUUUAACUACUAACAAUUCACAACAACAACAGCCAAAUUCAGUCUAUCCAUCACGUCCACCAAUUUAUAAUGGACCGUCACUCAUUUCUCCAUCAUCUCUACAGUGGUUACAAACAAAUGGAGGAAGAAUAAUGCCAGAUAGUCGCUUAUUACCAACAACAACAGCCACAUCCUCGCAUACAUCAUUGAUGAUUCAACAACAAGAACAAAAUCAAACAAUUCAAUUCGAUGAAAAUCUAUCGUAUAUAAAUAAUAAUUAUAUGAAAAAAGAACAAAUAUUUCGUCCAACAAUGAUAACAACUGGAAUAAAUCCGUCUUCAACGGUCACAAAUCGUGGUGGACCUCUGUUAACAAAAAAUGAUUUAUAUUCCUUACAAGAAUCAACGACUGUUGUUCCAACAUUAGUAUCAUCACAAAAUGGUUUAACUGGUCCUGUUCAAACAAGUUCAACCAUUCCUCCAUCAUCAGCUACUGCAUAUGUAACAUCGACGAAUACGUCUCCUCAUCAACCAACAUUAUCUAGUCAAUAUCAUCAUCAUUAUCAAUAUGCAACAAUUGCAGCUCAACCUCAGACACGUACAACAACAACGACAAAUGGAACAACUAAUGGACUUAUUCAUCAGUCUGAUUCAGCACUUACUGCUCAUCCACAAUAUCAUCAUCAACUGAUAUUACAACAACAACAGCCUUUGAUACCUUCUUCAACGUCAAAUUCAUCUUCGUCAUCUUCAUCACCAUCACACCAACAAAAUGUCAAUCAUUUAUCAUCAAAUCCUUAUUUGAAUGGAUCAAGUGAAUCUCAAUCUCAAACAUUAAUGAACAGUAAUCAUAAAAACAGUCAGUCACCAGAUCAAAAUGAUACGGCUCAAUCAAAUUCUAGUUCAACAUCAUCUUCGAUCAAUAAUAAGUCUCCACAAAACAAUCACUCAUCGAGUGUCACUCCACCAAAUACCAGUACGUCAUCUUUAUCGGCUACCAGUAGCAGUGGUACAGCAGCGAAUUCAUCAAAUACUCAAAAACGUUUACAUGUAUCAAACAUACCGUUUCGUUUUCGAGAUGAAGAUUUAAAAGCAAUGUUUGGACAAUUUGGUGAUAUUGUUGAUGUUGAAAUUAUUUUCAAUGAACGUGGAUCAAAAGGUUUUGGAUUUGUGACAUUUGCUCUGUGUGAAGAAGCUGAUCUUGCACGAGAAAAAUUACAUGGUGCUGUUGUUGAAGGAAGAAAAAUUGAAACUGUUGUUCCAACAUUAGUAUCAUCACAAAAUGGUUUAACUGGUCCUGUUCAAACAAGUUCAACCAUUCCUCCAUCAUCAGCUACUGCAUAUGUAACAUCGACGAAUACGUCUCCUCAUCAACCAACAUUAUCUAGUCAAUAUCAUCAUCAUUAUCAAUAUGCAACAAUUGCAGCUCAACCUCAGACACGUACAACAACAACGACAAAUGGAACAACUAAUGGACUUAUUCAUCAGUCUGAUUCAGCACUUACUGCUCAUCCACAAUAUCAUCAUCAACUGAUAUUACAACAACAACAGCCUUUGAUACCUUCUUCAACGUCAAAUUCAUCUUCGUCAUCUUCAUCACCAUCACACCAACAAAAUGUCAAUCAUUUAUCAUCAAAUCCUUAUUUGAAUGGAUCAAGUGAAUCUCAAUCUCAAACAUUAAUGAACAGUAAUCAUAAAAACAGUCAGUCACCAGAUCAAAAUGAUACGGCUCAAUCAAAUUCUAGUUCAACAUCAUCUUCGAUCAAUAAUAAGUCUCCACAAAACAAUCACUCAUCGAGUGUCACUCCACCAAAUACCAGUACGUCAUCUUUAUCGGCUACCAGUAGCAGUGGUACAGCAGCGAAUUCAUCAAAUACUCAAAAACGUUUACAUGUAUCAAACAUACCGUUUCGUUUUCGAGAUGAAGAUUUAAAAGCAAUGUUUGGACAAUUUGGUGAUAUUGUUGAUGUUGAAAUUAUUUUCAAUGAACGUGGAUCAAAAGGUUUUGGAUUUGUGACAUUUGCUCUGUGUGAAGAAGCUGAUCUUGCACGAGAAAAAUUACAUGGUGCUGUUGUUGAAGGAAGAAAAAUUGAAGUGAAUAUGGCUACAGCUCGAUCACAGUCGAAACCAAAACAAGUUGUUCCGAAUCCAUUUGGUAUGAUGAUGAGUGCAACUCGACAACGUCCAACAUUGAUUCCAGCAACACAAGCAGGUUUAAGAUCAAAUUUCGCUACCAGUGUUGCACUUCCUGGUGGAUAUACCAUAUAUUCUGAUCAAUUAGCAGCACUUGGUGGUAUGACUGCUUAUCCAUUAACAGCACAAACCGGAGGUAUCCGAUAUAUUACGACAGCACCUCCAGGCGUCGGACAACCGGGUGGAACAUAUACGAUUGGUGUUCUUCCAAUGGGAAAUGGAACUGGUCAACCGACUGGUUAUAUCAUUAAUAGUCAACCAGCUCAAAUGGCAACGACUCAACAACUAGGACAUGCUUACCCGGAAACUGCUUAUAUAACUACUGCGCCUGGAACAAUCGGACCUAUUCCAAGUAUGAAUAAUACGGUACAUCGUUAUCGGCCAUAUUGA
This is a messenger RNA of Didymodactylos carnosus, 2646 nucleotides long. NCBI's taxonomy places the organism in Eukaryota, Metazoa, Rotifera, Eurotatoria, Philodinida, Philodinidae. The record is from the annotation of a GenBank genome assembly.